Molecule: messenger RNA, 954 nt
Organism: Didymodactylos carnosus
Lineage: Eukaryota; Metazoa; Rotifera; Eurotatoria; Philodinida; Philodinidae
Source: the annotation of a GenBank genome assembly
AGAAGGGUGAUUGGCAGAACUUUUUUUGUCCUGGCCUAGUAUGGGCCCUACUAGCCGCUAAAGAAGCAGAUAAGGUUCCCGUAAGAAGCUAUACACAGAAGAUGGAAGAUAGACAAGUUGUCACCCUUAUAUGUGUAUUGCCUAGAUCCUUCGCAUUAGACAUUUUAAUCUUUUGUGAUUGGCAUUUUUCUAGGCACUGUGUACGGUACAUUGACAGAUGAUACAAACAAUAUGUUGGAUGCAAAUACAUAUAAUCUUAUCGUGUUUAAUGCUGCUGAUAAAAUACUUGCACCAGGCGAUAUUAAGAGUGUUACGGUUCAUUUUUGUACAUUACCUACGUCCAGUGAACCACAAAUUAAUCUCUAUGUGCUGUCAAUAACAGAUGAUCCGACUAAGUUCAAUGUUACAGAUAAACGUGAAAAAGUGGCAUUCGAUCGAACAUCCAGUGCAAUUCAAACGAUUUUCCUCACAGAUAGUUUGAAAGUCCAUAGCGGACAGUACAUUGCAAUUAGAUUUGAAAAUUAUUCUGGUAGUCCAUACAGUACUGCUGAGCGUAAUGAACAUUUUGUUAAUUCAAGAACAUUUAAUGAGUAUCAGGAGAAAAACUCAGCAAUACCAUUUACAAAUUGUCCUAAUAAAGGAAUAGCAUUUAGUUUUACCGUCAGUCCAACUUCAUAUGUUAAAAAACAUCGGCGAUGGUGUCAAGUAGGAAUUAUCCAAGGUGGAAAUAAAUUUCAAGAGUAUGACAACAUGCAACGUGAACGUGCAAUAGCUGCAGUUUAUUGGAAAUCAAUUAUUGAUAAAAUUAAAGAAAAUGAACAUGAUAAAGACGAGGAUGAGAAAAAAGAGGAGAACAACAAGCUGGACAAAAUACUAGCAGAGAAGUUGAAUAAAAUUUUAGCGGAGAAGCCAACAGUAAGAACAAUAGCAACAACAACAAAUGAUUCUCAGUGA